This is a messenger RNA of Pseudoliparis swirei, 2435 nucleotides long. Its product is annotated as aspartyl/asparaginyl beta-hydroxylase-like. Gene Ontology annotation, molecular function: protein binding; peptidyl-aspartic acid 3-dioxygenase activity. The transcript is spliced from 25 exons. Bases 291 to 2435 code for a protein of 714 amino acids. NCBI's taxonomy places the organism in Eukaryota, Metazoa, Chordata, Actinopteri, Perciformes, Liparidae. Gene Ontology annotation, cellular component: endoplasmic reticulum; membrane. Gene Ontology annotation, biological process: peptidyl-aspartic acid hydroxylation. The record is from RefSeq and is a predicted model, not a curated record.
CUCAGUGCUCCUCCGUCUCUUGCCUCUCUCUCUUCAAUGCGUUCUCUUCUUCAUCGUUGGAUUAAUUCUUCCUCCAUUGAUUUCAUUCAUUUAUUUUUUAUUCUUUUUCUUUCUUCGAGUUUUCUUUAAAGAAGCUUUAAAUAAUCUCUCGGUCUUCUUGAGUUACUUUUACAUCUCUAAUAAAUAGACGCUGUCGAGUAACUGCUCUGGUGGUCCAGCCCCCCCCCCCCCCCCCCCCCCGUCGGUCCUGGUCUGGUUCUUGAGGGUCCCGCUGAGGCCUCAGGGGGUCCAUGCAGCGCUACCGGCACUACGGCACCUCCCCGCCCCCCCCGCCUCCCGUAGAGGAGAUCCAUGCGGAGGAGCAGCAGCAGGAGGAGGAAGAGGUGUACACUGAGGAGGAGGUAUAUGAGGAGGAGGCGGAGCCGCUGAUUAGGGAGGAGGCGGAGCCUGUGGUCCAGGUGACAGGAGUUAAAGAGGAGGAGGUAGAGGAGGAGCAGGAGGAGGUGCAGCACGCCCAGAAGACAGAGGGGAAGACGACGGCAGAAGGCAAGGCCGGGAAGAGGACGGAGAGAGAAGGAGGAGCAGGAGGAGCAGGAGGAGAUGCACCUGGAGGAGGAGGAGAUGCACCUGGAGGAGGAGCCAAGUACUCCAUGCUCACCUGGUUCGUGGUCCUGGCUCUGCUGGGGGUCUGGAGCUCCGUGGCCGUGGUCUACUUCGACAUCGUGGACUACGACAGCGUCCUGGCCAGAGCGAAGGAGUUCCAUAUGAACUUUACUGAAGUUUUACAAGGUAAACUGACGGCCUACGACGCCGAUGGAGACGGAGACUUUGACGUGGAAGACGCUAAAGUUCUGCUCGGACUGAAGGCUGCAGGGAGGAGUCCAGAUUCACCUGAGAGGACAGUCUUAAAAACCAAAGAGACCAGCGAGCGUCCGGCUGCAACGACCAAUCGGCACGCUGCAGAGCCGCAGGGGGCGGAGCCAACGCGGGCCACGUCAUCCGAAACCAGGGAGACAGAGAACGACGAUGACGAUGAUGAAGAAGCUGCUGUCCCUCUCCCUUCAUUGGUGGAAGAGGACUUUGUUCCAGAUGACUCUGGGAGCAACCGCCAGGCGCCUGAAGAUGGAGUUGAGCCCGUGGACACGACCGGAGUUCUGGUGGAGGAGCGCCCCCCGGAGGAGAGUCAAGCCUCUGGAGCUCAGCUGACCAGCUCCAGGCGGACUCAGGAAGCAGAGGACCGGGCUGAAUCAGCAGAACCACAGAGCGGCGCCCGGAAGGAGGCUGAGGGAACAGGGAAACAGGCCGAGGAGAAGAUCAAAGAAAAAGCAAAGAAGAAGAAGAAGCCGCUGAAGAUGCUGAAUGAAUUAGAUAAAACUAUUAAAGCAGAAAUUGAUGCAGCGGAAAAGCUCAGAAAGAAGGGGAAGCUGAAGGAGGCGCUGAGAGCGUUUGAGGCUCUAGUGCAGCAGAACCCACAGAGCCCACGGGCCCUCUACGGGAAGGCCCAGGCGGAGGACGACCUGGCUGAGAAGCAGCGCAGCAACGAGCUGCUGCUGACGGCCAUCAGCAGCUACAGAGACGCAGCGGAGCUCCCCGACGUGACCUCUGACCUCCUGAGGGCGGCGCUCAAGAGACGGGCCGAGAGGCAGCAGUUCCUGGGGCGUAUCCGAGGCUCCUUGAUGACGUUGGAGAAGUUGGUUCAGGUGUUUCCAGAAGACGUCGGUCUGAAGAACGAAGUGGGCGUCGCCCACCUGUUGCUAGGAGACAACAAGGGCGCCAAGAAGGUCUUCGAGGAGGUUCUGGUGGUUGCCCCUAGUAACGGCUUCGCUAAAGUUCACUACGGUUUCGUCCUGAAGUCGGAGAACAAGAUCGAAGAAAGUGUUCCUUACCUGAAGGAGGGUCUGGAGUCGGGGGCGGAGUACCACCGGGCGGCGGGCUUCGCUUCCCACCUGGGAGAGACGUGGGCAGCGAGUGGGAGGACAUGUGCCUACCACUGGUACGAGCUGGGUCACCAGCGGCCUCACGGAAGCUGUCACCAGCGAGGUCACUUUGCGUCCGUGUGGCAGAGGUCUCUGUACAACGUGGACGGACUGAAGGCCCAGCCCUGGUGGACCCCCCAAGAGACCGGCUACACAGACCUGGUCCGGGCUCUGGAGAGGAACUGGAAGCUGAUCCGCGAGGAGGCGCUGAGCCUCCUGGACCAGGAGACGAGCUCCUUCCUCCCUGAGGAGGAGAACCUGAGGGAGAGGGGGGAGUGGGGCCAGUACACCCUCUGGCAGCAAGUGGGCGGACCCUCCGCGGAGGCCCCGCCCACCGGGGCCUCGCCGCCGCUCCGCGGAGCCCAGGCGGCCCGCUUCUCCGGUGCGUCCCCGGCUUGGGGUUCCCUCCGGCCGGCUCGAGGACAGCUGUCGCGCUUGUGCCCCAGUCCCCACACCUAA